UGUUCAGUUGUUCUUGCCUUGCACUUGCUAGAAAGCAGAAGUUACUACAAAACACUUCAUGGCUGCUCUCCAGAACGCAAUCCUGCCUAUACGUUUCUUCAAGAUUAUCCUUAAAUCAAAUCUUCACACCAUCAAAAUUCCCAACAAGUUUACUCAGAAAUGUGGAAGGGGCUUGUCAAAUCCAGUGUUUAUCAAGCCUCCCGAUGGAACUGAAUGGAAAGUGCAUUGGACAAAUCAGAACGGUGAAGUUUGGUUCAAAAAGGGUUGGAAGGAAUUUGUUGAAAAUUAUUCCCUAGAUCAUGGCCAUUUGGUUUUGUUUAAAUAUGAAGGAACUUCUCACAUGGAUGUACUCAUACUUGACCAGACUGAACUAGAAAUACACUACCCUCUUUGUGACACUCCUCAAGAAAAUGACAACCUUAACCAGAGUGACGAUGAUGAAUCAUCAGUUGUGGUUUUGGAUGAAUGGCCUCACCAAAAUGCUGUUACACAAUCGAGACCUCGAAAGAAAAUGAGAUGUGAGGAGGCUACUCGUGAAAGCACUAAAGCAUGCCUGAAUUGUCCGAAGGAAGCUAGAGCUCGUGGAUUGGCUGAAAGAUUCAUCUCAUGCAAUCCAUUUUUCACGGUUUUCAUAAAACAUUGUUAUCUACAAUCCAAGCUGCUAAUACGAAAUUUGGAAGGCUAUAUUGGUAACACGAAGGAUCAUGUGACGUUGCUGUUUGGGGAAAGAUCAUGGAUUGUCAAGUUGCUCCAUUGUAAUUGCCUCGGUUCUGGUUGGCUCAAGUUUACAAGGGAGGUCGAUAUACAACACGAAGACGUUUGUAUCUUUGAACUGAUUUGCGCAAAAAAUUCAGUUUUCAAAGUUCAUCUUUUCAGAAGCAAAAGUUAAAAUCCAUCUGCUUCGACUAUUUUUCUUCUUGGUUUGUUUUUUGGAAGGAAAUGUUACUUUCCGUUUGAAUGUGGAGUGUAACUUUUGGAUGUUGUAGUUAAUUUUUAGAUUUAAAGAACAUGUGCGCUCCAUCGUUAAGUUGGUGAGGACAAAAUUCAGACAAUAGUGUUCUUAUUUUGUGGUCAAAAUCUGUAUUUUA
Cajanus cajan (pigeon pea) is the source of this 1088-nucleotide messenger RNA. RefSeq names its product B3 domain-containing transcription factor VRN1. The record is from RefSeq and is a predicted model, not a curated record. Gene Ontology annotation, molecular function: DNA binding. Lineage: Eukaryota; Viridiplantae; Streptophyta; Magnoliopsida; Fabales; Fabaceae.